Pygocentrus nattereri (red-bellied piranha) is the source of this 2609-nucleotide messenger RNA. RefSeq names its product vasohibin 2 (gene vash2). Bases 592 to 1704 code for a protein of 370 amino acids. Gene Ontology annotation, cellular component: cytoplasm. The transcript has 7 exons. Lineage: Eukaryota; Metazoa; Chordata; Actinopteri; Characiformes; Serrasalmidae. Gene Ontology annotation, biological process: regulation of angiogenesis. The record is from RefSeq and is a predicted model, not a curated record.
UACGGUGAGAGAACAAACGCUGCGGACCGCGAUGUGGAUUAACGGUCGAACGGGCGGAUAGACGAGGGUAACUGGGGCUGGUAACAGCGGUGGAGGCGCAAAUCUGAGGGGAAUUGUUUGAAAAUAGCUCGUUUGGAGGCGGUGGGACGGUUUUCCGUGGCCAUAGGAGCCCGACGCCCCCUCGGUGUUUUGUGCAGAGGGCGAGGUGGUGGAGGAGUAGGGGGAGGAGGGGGGGAAAUGAAGUUGGGUCGUAGCCGGACUCUCUCACACACAGCUGAGGUAAACACGGAGAAUAGCAGCUCGCUUCUCCCGUGAACGCUCACACGCCGUCGGUAUCGCAGCGAGCAGCGGCUGAUAUUUCAUUGUUUUCCCUCACUAUAGCGGAGUUGGGUCGGUUUAAUAAUGUGACUCCUCUUAAUAGACCUGUUUAGAGCCGCGUUCACGGGGCUCCUGACUGGGUUACCCGGAUUACUAUGCAGUGUUUAAAGCGCAACACGUUCCCCGCGAUGCCUGUCGUUGACUAGAGGAGGCUGUAGCUGUUGCUGUGGAGGUCGGAGAGAACGAGACCAGAACGAAGACUCGUAACGGACGAUGACCGGGCCGAGCAGCUCCAGCUCCAGCUCUGCCGCCAAGGUGGCCAGACACGGGCGCUCCAAGAGCACCAGCACGUACUGCUGCCACUCGCGGGCGGGGCAAGAGUCCGCGCCCUCGGCCACGGCCAACAACGCCGGCCGCUCCUCCGGGGAAGAGGACGAGAAGGACGGCGGCGUCCCAUUCUACGUGAACCGGACCGGCUUCCCUAUAGAGAGCGUCACCUGGGAGAGGAUGUGGUCUCACGUGGCCAAAGUGCAUCCAGACGGUCAAGAAAUGGUGGACAGGAUACGAAACGCAGCCCACCUGGCCAAGCAGCCCGUGCCAUCGGUCCCCAACUUCAAGCCGUCCAUGUCAGUACCUGACUGGCUCCACGCCGUCCAGAACUACAUGAAGAACUUGCAAUACAACCACACAGGAACACAGUUUUUUGAGAUUCGGAAAACCAGGCCGUUGUGCGGGCUGAUGGAGACUGCCAGAGAAAUGAUAAGGGAAUCCCUUCCCAUUAAAUGCCUUGAAGCAGUUAUCCUUGGAAUCUACCUAACCAAUGGCCUGACCUCAGUGGAGCGCUUUCCCAUCAGCUUCAAGACACAGUUCUCCGGCCACCACUUCCACCACGUGGUGCUGGGUGUCUACUGCAAUGGCCGCUACGGUACGUUGGGCAUGAGCCGGCGAGCUGACCUGAUGGACAAGGCGCUGAGCUUCCGCACGCUCAGCGAGCUGGUCUUCGAGUUCGAGGACUCAUACCGCCGUUAUCAGCACACCAUGAAGAAAGUGAAGAUUGGCCUGUAUGUGCCUCACAACCCACACGUUUUCCAGCCAAUCGAGUGGAAGUACCUGGUGCUCAACCCCUGCAGGCAGGGCCGCGAAGACAUGCGCAAGGAGCUGGAGAAGCACGGCCGUGACAUGAGGAUGAAGAUACUGAAGUCAUCGAGCGCCCAGUCGCCAAUUAAGGAGCGGGCAAGAGGGAAGUCCUUAUCACCCCGCCGACGGCAAGGUGUGAGCCCCCAAAGACGACAGCACCUUCACAGAAGGGACAAAUCGCCGGCUGCCCUGGACAGAAAACCAGCAGAGCUCAGUACCCUGAACGAUGGUUACCAGAUCCGCAUAUGAAGGUCCACUGCAGCUGGACUGCAACCUCCCAUCACCAGGCCAGGCCAGGCAAUCACCUUUCCUUCCUGACAGUGUGCGUUCUCUUCCUGUAGUCGACCCCACAGGUGCUGUGUUAGGUGCUGUACGGUAUAGGAACCGAGAAGAUCUGUCGAAACAGUGUGCGCUGUACGUACUGGGACAAUGAUGUCAAAAUGACACUCAAAACAUUUUAGGCUUGUGUGGUUUGUUUAGUAUGUAGCACGUUUUGAGGUCAAACCUUUUCUAGGUGAGCAUAAAUAUUAUGUAUCUGAACCGGGCAGUGUUUCAGCUGGUUAGAGGCUCACACCUGUGUCGUCGUACCAGUACGCAUGGAGCACACUGUACAUAGGCCAGCCUUUCAGACAAUAGUGGGGUCUGAUUUUAAACUGUAGAAAAGGUUCAAAACAGGACAUCAACCCUGAGAUCAGCAUUCUCUCCUGAUCCUUUUAGACUUUUGGAGAAAUUUUAAUGUAAAUGGAAAAACAUUUUUUUAAAGAAACUCUCCAUCUCACCACAAUAUAUAUAAAUGAAAAAUAUAUAUAUUUUGGACAGGUGCUUUUAAUCUAAAAAGAAAAAGAACAAGAGAAUUGAACAAGCUUUUGUGGGGAACCGCACUGGUGAGGGAAAGGACGCUCGAAGGCUUGCCCGAGGCCACGGGGCUCGUGGGAGACGGACUUUGCUGGAUUUUGUUUUGGUAUUAUUACACUAAAUUAUUAUGACAAUGGCCAUUUGAUUUAGUAGCACCACCAUGUAUUCCUGAAGGACAAUAUGAAGAGGACAUGCCUGAAUGCUCAAUAUUUUGUUUUUUAGACAACAGCGUAUCAGUGGUGGGAUUUUACAGCUUGAACUCGCUUUUUCCCUAUUCUUUUUUUUUUUUUUUUCACACU